Spinacia oleracea (spinach) is the source of this 1497-nucleotide messenger RNA. RefSeq lists its product as uncharacterized. The transcript has a single exon. The coding region runs from base 1 to 1497 and encodes 498 amino acids. Gene Ontology annotation, molecular function: protein dimerization activity. Lineage: Eukaryota; Viridiplantae; Streptophyta; Magnoliopsida; Caryophyllales; Amaranthaceae. The record is from RefSeq and is a predicted model, not a curated record.
AUGUAUCUUGUAAAGAACAAAUGGCUUUGUGUGUUCGUUAUGUUGAUAAAAAAAGGAAAGGUAAUUGAGCGAUUUCUUGGUAUUGUCCAUGUCGCGGAUACUACAUCUUUGUCUCUUAAAGAAGCCAUCAUAGCUUUGCUUAAUGAGCAUUCUUUGAGUUUGUCUAGUGUACGUGGUCAAGGAUAUGAUGGGGCUAGUAACAUGAAAGGUGAGAUUAAUGGUCUUAAAACUUUGAUAAUGAAUGAAACACCAUCUGCAUAUUACGUUCAUUGCUUUGCUCACCAACUUCAAUUAACACUUGUUGUCGUUUCAAAGAAAAGUAAAGAUUGUGGUUGGCUUUUUGACACACUUGGAGACUUGUUAAAUGUUGUUGGAGUAUCUUGUAAGAGAAAGGAUAUGCUUAGAGAGAAACAAGCUGAAACAGUUGUAAAAGCUUUAGAAGAUGGUGAAAUUGAAAGUGGGAAAAGAUUGAACCAAGAGCUUGGUUUGGGUCGUCCGGGUGAUACACGUUGGGGAUCACAUUAUAAAUUGAUUUUGAAUGUGAUUGCUUUGUAUCCGGUAAUUCGUGUGGUAGUUGAUUCGAUUGGGAAUGAUGCUAGAAGUGAUGAUGAUGCUCGAAAAGCCGAUCAUGUAAGUUUUGCAAUUGAGUCAUUUAAUUUCAUUUUCAUGAUCCAUUUGAUGAAAAAGAUUUUUGGGAUUGUGAAUGAGCUAAACAAAGCUUUGCAAAAAAAAGACCAAGAUAUUGUUAAUGCUAUGUCACUUGUGAGUUUGACUAAAGAAAGAUUACAAGACAUGAGGGAAAAUGGGUGGGAAUCUCUCAUUGAAACAACCACUUUAUUUUGUGACAAGAAUGGUAUCCCAAUUGUUGACAUGGAUGAUGUUUUUGUUCCCCCGGGAAGAAAGAAACGUGGUCGUUUGGAUACUACAAAUUACCACCAUUUUCGAAUUGAAGUGUUUUUGGGAAUUAUUGAUCUUCAACUUCAAGAGAUCAACAACCGAUUCAAUGAGGUGAGCAUGGAGUUACUUAAUUGUAUGAGUUCUUUGAGUCCGCUUAAUAAUUUCUCCUCUUUUGAUAAAAAUAAAGUGCUUAAACUUGCUGAAUUUUAUCCCAAUGAGUUCUCAAUUGUUGAAUUACUAAGUCUUGAUGAUCAACUUGAUAAUUAUAUUGCGGAUAUGCGGAGGAGUAAUGGAUUUUGUGGAUUGAAAGAUUUGGGUGAACUCUCGAUGAAGCUAGUUGAGACCGAAAAGCAUCAAGUGUACCAACAAGUUUAUUUGCUCAUAAAGUUAGUGUUGAUUCUUCCCGUAGCAACGGCCGGUGUGGAAAGAGCAUUCUCUUCCAUGAUGAUUGUGAAGAAUCGUCUACGAAAUAGUAUGGGUGAUCAAUUAUUGAAUGAUUGUUUGGUCACUUUUAUAGAACGAGACGUUUUUAUCCAAGUUAGUGAUGAUGCUAUUAUGAAGCGGUUUCAAGGAAUGCAAAAUCGUCGAGGGAAAAUGUAA